UUAGGAAGUAUAAAAAUAUACCUGGAGUUCGAAGAGGAUUAAUGGGAAUCGAAGAGCUUGUCGGAGCGAUUGCUGAUUGGGAAAUUGGAAAUUCUAAUUCUGGAGUUACAAAUUGGUUGAUCCAAGGAAAGCCUUCGAAUAAUCCCAUCUUUGAACCCCUAUUUGAUGGCCAUGUAAUGGUGAUGUUUUACAACGGAGAACAAGAGAAGUUUAGACGUGAGUUAUUCUUUAAUUAA
Messenger RNA from Meloidogyne enterolobii, 236 nucleotides. The record is from the annotation of a GenBank genome assembly. Lineage: Eukaryota; Metazoa; Nematoda; Chromadorea; Rhabditida; Meloidogynidae.